Molecule: messenger RNA, 3132 nt
Organism: Diprion similis
Lineage: Eukaryota; Metazoa; Arthropoda; Insecta; Hymenoptera; Diprionidae
Product: CCAAT/enhancer-binding protein-like
Exons: 1
Coding region: 1000-2118 (372 amino acids)
Biological process (GO): DNA-templated transcription; regulation of transcription by RNA polymerase II
Molecular function (GO): DNA-binding transcription factor activity, RNA polymerase II-specific; RNA polymerase II cis-regulatory region sequence-specific DNA binding
Source: RefSeq, a predicted model, not a curated record
UGAGCGCAUUGAAACCUUGCGCCAUGUUACCGCGGGAUUCAGUCGCGCGCCAACUCUCGAAUCGUGCGUGAGUUUUGUCUCGUGUUUCUGUACGUUGCGGACCGUUGGCGCUGUUGAUAGAAAAAAUAAAUAAGAAAAAAAACAGAAGGCAGGUUUCGUGCGACGCUUCUCUCUCUUAUGUAUAAUAUUAUACGAUAAUAAGGAGAGGAGGUAAAAAUAGAGAAACGUUAAAAGAGCAAGAGUAAAAUUAUCAUUAAAAAAAGAAAUACAUAAUCGCGGAUACUUAUCCGAUGAAAUUGAAAGUAACGGAAGAGCGAGAUGUACUACCGUUGGCUAUAGAUAACAGACUCAUCAGCCGGGGGCAAUAACUCACACGUGUUCCUCAACUGCACGCAAUUUAAUAACAAACACGUAAAACGCGGGCUAAUUGUUGUGAGACGCGCGUGAAUGAGCUUGGCUACGCCUCCCUCCUACGACUGACAUUAUCGCGGAGGCGGGUCGUCGUCGAAGGCGAUCGAGAUACUCGCGAGUAAGAUAUUCGGUACCUACACGAACAGUGUGCGGCGAGGAGCGGAUACAGGUAUACGUGGUGAACCCUUGCCGCGAGGUGUAGAGAGUUCUUGUCAGUAAAACAAGAGAGUAUGAGGAAGAUUUUUUGUUCUCAGAUUACACAGUUGUAGCGUGAACGUGCGAACUCUUGUAGGUACACCAAUACUGCGCGCAUAUACGCAAGUGAAUAUCGUCGUACCUACUGCAUAAUCGAGGUUUUCAAGAAUUUUGAUAAAGUGACAGUUUGUUGAUUCAAAAGUUACCAGGCUUGUGUGUUACAUAUUCAUACGUAUAUCUGUAUAAAUUGACGUAUGCAAUAAGGAGGAAGAAAAGUCGUAAACCGUGCGUUCCGCAUCGGCACAUGCAGAGAAGAAGCUUGUAAGAGUCCAAGUCCGCGAUAUUAUGCGGGAGUGAAUAGAUCGGCGAAGUAGUUCGAAGAGUCUGUAAACGAUGGAAUCACCGGUGAUGUACGAAUCAGCUGCGCAUCAGGCGCAGUCCCAAGGUGUUCCGGCGGACCUUAAGAAAUCCUCCCAAGUGUUGAACAACAACUCGGCCCUUCAAGUGAACCACAACCAGCAGUCCGGAGGCACGGGCGGAACGGGGGUGAACAAGGUGUCGGCGAGCAAGGCGACCCUGAACCAGCAAUACGCCGAGCACUGCGCGGCAGCGGGCGAAUUGACGGACCUCAACACCCCCGAGAUAUCGCUGGACCUUCAGCAUCUGAUCGACGACUCGCACUUCAACGAUGGGCUCCUCGACAUGUUGGGGGGCGGUAACGGGAGCGGGAAUAAUCCCGGGGGUGGCGGCGGAGGCCCAGGUUCCAACGGAAUGAAGCACUCGCGGAACACCGGGUUCCCGGGGCGAACAACCCUCGCCUAUAUGCCACAGCCCGUACACAGCGGCGCGAGUUAUCACCAGGGAAGCAACAGCUGCAGCGACAGCAACAGCUCGAGUUCCGAGUCCCCCAGCAUAAAGGAAGAGCCCCUCGACCCCGCCGACUACCGGCGUCACUGCCCCCAGUACCCCGCAGGCGCCGGCGCCUACAGCCCGGCGAACGGCGCCGGUCCCUUCGCGAACGGGGGGCCGACCUUCACGACCUUGACUCCUAGCACGGUCCCAGGGGGUCACCAGCAGCCUCGGGGCCCCAUGAAGCCCGUGAUGUCGCACCAGCACCAGCAUCAGCACCAGCAUCCCCAUCAACACCAGCACCAACAUCAGCAUCAGCACCCCCAGCAUGCGGCGGCCGCUGCGGCCGCGGCGGCGGCGAGGAAACAGUCCAAGAGCAUCGACAAAGCGAGCGACGAGUACCGACGUCGCAGAGAGCGGAACAACAUUGCGGUGAGGAAGAGCCGCGAGAAGGCUAAGGUACGCUCGAGGGAGACCGAGGAGAAGGUAAAACUUCUCGUCAAAGACAACGAUCUGCUGAAAAAGAGGAUCGAACUCCUUACCGAAGAGCUAAGCGUCCUUAGGUCGCUAUUCAGCAGUGUUGGCGUCGUACCUGAGCAGCUACAGCGCGAAAUCUCGAGGCAUCUCGAUCAGUUCCAACAACACGCUGUGGGGCCCAUGUAGCAGCGGCCCCCGCGAUCCCCCCAUCAAAUCCCAUGCAAAGCCCGUUGCUCCAGCCCUCGAGCUCUAGCUUCUUUGCUCCGCCGUCCCCAGAGUCCGAGAAGCCUUUCGAGGAGACUCCAAGGAAUAAAGCUGCAGGAAAUUGGGCCCAAUUCGUCGCGCGACACCCACGUUUACCGUUACGCGCGGUCGUCUGUCAAUAACUGCGGCACAUUCAUCCAAUAAUAAGCAAAAAUUGCUAAACGAACAAUCAUACAGUUGUAUAUGUAUAUGUACAGUGAUUUAAUGAAGAACAGUUAUAUUAUUUAUACACUUAGAUACGACGGCCAUGACUGUAUGUACGGCAGGUAUAUGAGUUUCCUUGUAUCCAUGUAUUGCGUGUACAUUACGAACCGGCGAACAGUCGCGUAAACCGAAAGGAUUCGGACGUACGACGGGCCGAGUUUAAUCCGUUGAGGUGAUAACAUGUUUUGCGUUAACCACUCUCGAUUGACCGACCGCUUCACCGAAUCCUCAUGAUACGCGCAAGUACAUCGUUGAAUGUAUAAUAUGAAUGCUGCAGGGUAUAGUUGUGCGGUACAAUAGUGGUAUUGCAAUUACACAUACAUUUCAUUAUGCAUGCCUACCUACAUUAUUACGUUUAUAUGCGCGAAUGGAACAUCGUCACCUACACAGUUCCCGUAACCCUAUACCUAUCUACCUACUUACCUACCUACCUUCCUACCUACCUGGUAUAUCAAUCUAGUUGCGUGGGCAUUGAGAACUGGCGACGACGGCCUUCUCCGCUUUCAUUUGAUUAUUACAGAACCGACAUUCUAUCAUAGGUAUACUGCAGUUUUCUGUACUCUGCAAGAUGCAAUUGCUACGUCAACUUGAGCUCAUGUGUGUACCUACUACUUCUUAUACGUGUAUCAACGGUAGGGUUGUUCAACGAUCGUGCGGAAUAUCGAUGCAACGUGGCCGCUGCCAGCAGCCCGUACUAUUCAAUUCUCAGCUAGAUUUUACCUACAUACACCU